Messenger RNA from Ceutorhynchus assimilis (cabbage seed weevil), 3921 nucleotides. NCBI's taxonomy places the organism in Eukaryota, Metazoa, Arthropoda, Insecta, Coleoptera, Curculionidae. The record is from the annotation of a GenBank genome assembly.
GUCAACAUUACAUGUAUGAUUGUAAAUAAAAUUGUUUUCUAUUACCGGCUCUCGUCAAAGAUUUUCUACAUUAAGAGCCGGAGAUACUCAAAUAUUGAUCACCCUGUAUCUUUACACAGUGGUGGAAUUGUUUUCGAUUACCAGCUUUCGUGGAAGAUUCCUAAAUAUUGAUCCCUCUGUGACAAUUCGUUAGAGCAUCUCCGGCAGUUUCAGUUUCAACUUUUGUCAGAUCAGGAAACUUCACAGUGGUGUAAAAUAUCCAUUUUUAAUUAUUUUUAUCAAUAUAAACAAUACGAAAUUGCAAUAAAUAAAUUAACAAAUAAAUAAUAAACACAAUUUUCUAUAGGAUAUUAUAAUUACAGAUUCCUGUAAUAUUUAACAUAUUUACAAGUAGUGAUUAAUAGAUGACGCCACUAAAUUUUCCAUUUAAAAACCACAUUGCGCCAUACAUAACCUCACUUUUUUGUUUUGAAAACUUUUUCAAAUAUUCAAAAGUUUGAAAAUGGAACAUCCAACAUUGAAAAACAUCACUAAUCCAAACUUUGGAAAACCCUCGGACACCCAAAACGAAUAUUUGAAAAAAUUAGGUGAGCCCCACAUAGCGGGCUUCAACUACAUGAUAGACCAAGGCCUAGACAAAGCAAUUUCGAACCUCAACCCGGUCGAAUUCAAAGUAAACGACCAGCAAAUUAAAUUGGUUAUAACCAGGUUUUCUUUGGCUCAACCCCAAGUGCCUUACGGCACUGUCGGUGUAAGAAACAACUUGAUUUAUCCUACGGAAUGUCGCCAAAGGAAUGCCACUUAUAGUGGCAAAUUCCUCAUAGACGUCGAAUGGUAUAUUGAUGGGCAAUUGCAGCAACCUUUUACCAAAGAUUUGGGAAAUAUUCCUGUAAUGGUUAAAUCUAAUAGGUGCAAUUUGGAUAAGUUAAGUCCUAAAAAAUUGGUUGAUUAUGGAGAACACGAGCAAGAAUCUGGGGGGUAUUUUGUUGUUAGUGGCCUGGAAAAACUUGUCAGAAUGCUAUUAAUGACCAGAAGAAAUUAUCCAAUUACUAUUAAAAGAAGUGGUUGGAAAAUGAGGGGUUCUUUGUUUUCUGAUGUAGGGGUUUCGAUUAGGUGUGUUACAGAUGACCAAACAGCUACUACAAAUGUGCUCCAUUUUGUGACUGAUGGUUCGGCGAAAUUUAUGUUUAGCUAUCAAAAAAUGCUUUACUAUGCCCCCUUGUGUCUACUUCUAAAAUGCUUAUGCGACUAUAGUGAUCAGUAUAUCUAUCAGAAGCUUAUUGAAGGUUGCGAAGAUGAUCUUUAUUAUAUUGAUUGUUGCCAAAACAUGCUACGUUCAAUCCACUUGGAAAACCUCCACACCCACAACGAUUGCAAAUCGUAUCUGGGUAAAAUGUUCAGAGUCAAGCUUUACGAGUGCCCCGAAUGGUACUCGGACACAGAAAUAGCCGACUUCAUCCUAAAAAAGUGCAUUUUAAUUCACCUAAAAACCAACCAAGACAAAUUCAACUUGCUAAUGUUCAUGACCAAAAAGCUGUUCAGCUUUGCUCAAGACAAGUGCAAAAUUGAAGGAGCUGAUGCUGUUAUGAUGCAAGAAGUUCUACAAGGUGGUCAUUUAUACUUGCAAAUUGUCAAAGAAAAGUUGCAAAAUUGGCUUAAUGGUUUACGUCUGAGCAUUUUGCAACUGGCCAGAAGCAAUAAGUUUAGUUUUAAUCAGGCUGACAUGCUCAAAGCUGCCAAAAUGUCUGGAGGAAUCGAAAACAGUCUUAGAUUGUUUUUGGCUACUGGAAAUAUUCAAAGUAAUACUGGGCUAGGAUUGAUGCAGGAUAAAGGAUUGUGUAUUAUUGCUGAGAAUAUUAAUAGGAUGAGAUAUAUGUCACAUUUUAGAGCAGUGCAUCGUGGUGCCUUUUUCCAAGAAAUGCGUACAACCGAAGCGCGUCAAUUACUCCCGGACGCCUGGGGCUUCAUUUGUCCAGUCCACACUCCAGAUGGUUCCCCUUGUGGACUUCUAAAUCACUUGACAAUGGAUUGUAUAAUAACUGAUGUCCCUGACCAAGUUAAAGUAGACAACAUCGAAACCGUCCUAGAUGAAAUGGGCAUGGUUUCCCUUAACUAUAUUGGCAAGAUUUAUUUGAAAAAUAGCUACGCUGUACAAUUGGAUGGGAAAAUGAUUGGUUAUAUUGCUCAAGAAAAAGCUGCAAGGAUAGUAGACAGGUUGCGGCUGCUAAAAAUCAAAGGCAAAGAGGUACCGAAAACUUUGGAAAUUGUUUUGGUGCCAAUUAAAAAAACCAAGGCCCAAUAUCCAGGUAUUUUUUUGUUUACGGGGCCUGCUAGGAUGAUGAGGCCUUUGAGGAAUUUGUACGCGGAUAAAAUCGAGCUUGUAGGCACUUUCGAGCAAGUUUAUUUGGAUAUUUGCAUUUGUCCAGAAGAAGCUUAUAAAGGUGUUACAACCCACAUGGAACUAUCGAAAACCGCCUUUUUAUCCAACCUUGCCCAACUGAUACCGAUGCCCGAUUGCAACCAAUCGCCCAGAAACAUGUACCAGUGCCAAAUGGGCAAACAAACCAUGGGCACCCCGUGCCACAAUUGGGAUAUGCAGUCAGAAACAAAAUUAUAUCGAUUGCAAACACCUGCUACCCCUUUAUUUAGGCCAGUGCACCAUGACGAAAUCGCUUUAGACGAUUUUGCAAUGGGUACCAACGCAAUUGUAGCCGUUAUCAGUUAUACAGGUUACGAUAUGGAAGACGCAAUGAUUAUCAAUAAGGCCUCAGAAGAAAGGGGUUUGGCUCACGGUUCCAUUUACAAAUCUGAGUUUGUGGAACUUGAGCACGAAGCCUCAUAUUUUGCCAGAGAUCCUAAACAAGCUGCUUUAGCAGAGCAUAUAGAUAACGACGGUAUGCCUCAUAUUGGUCACAAAUUGACUGAAAAUGUGCCUUUGUAUUGUUACUUUGAUGGCGAUAGGUCAGUUUAUCGUACAAUUACUUUUAAGGGCAAGGAAGAUUGUUAUUUGCACAGCAUCAAAAUGUGUGGCGAUUUCAAUUCGAAAGCCAAAAAGACUAUUUGUAUUACUUAUAGAGUGCCUCGUAAUCCAAGCGUUGGGGAUAAGUUUGCCAGUAGGGCUGGCCAAAAAGGUAUUUGCUCACAAAAAUGGCCUUCAGAAGAUUUACCUUUUACCGAAACAGGUCUGGUACCAGAUAUUGUCUUCAACCCUCAUGGAUUCCCAUCGAGAAUGACAAUAGCCAUGAUGAUUGAAAUAAUGGCUGGCAAAUCGGCAGCCGUACAUGGUUUAGUACAUGACGCCACCCCAUUUAAAUUUACCGAAGAUGAUACCGCUAUAGAUUACUUUGGAAGGCUUUUAGAAUCAGGCGGCUACAAUUAUUACGGUACUGAAACCAUGUACUCGGGUACUGAUGGCAGGGAAAUGACUGCCAAGAUUUUCUUUGGGGUGGUGCACUAUCAAAGAUUAAGACAUAUGGUUUCUGAUAAGUGGCAAGUUAGGUCGACAGGGGCAAUGGAUGCCAUCACUAGACAACCGAUAAAAGGGCGUAAAAAGGGAGGCGGAGUACGUUUUGGUGAAAUGGAAAGGGACGCCCUUAUAAGUCACGGAACUUCGUUUUUGUUGCAAGACAGAUUGUUUAAUUGUUCAGAUAAAACUACUGCAAAUGUUUGCACUUCAUGUAAGUCCUUGUUGGGCCCUAUUACGCUUGUAACCAGAAAAGCCGAUAAGCCGCACUUUACUGAAACUAAAGACGUUUGCAAGCUGUGCAAUAGCGGCAAGGAUAUUUCGGAAAUUCAAAUUCCUUAUAUUUUCAAGUUUUUCGUUACGCAAUUGGCUUCUUGUAAUAUCAAUGUUAAAAUUGGUUGUGAGAGUAUGUAAGAACUAUCACUGAAUAAAUUUAGGACCUACUAUCUUGUGUAGAA